AUGUCGCUGUCAGUCAACCUCAAUUCAACUGGUACAUCCAACAAUUUGCAGCAUCUUCAGCAGAAACCAAUGUCUAUUUCAUCCAUCACCUCUUCUCCGCUCCCUAAUUCUGUAAGCUUAGCUACUAAUUCACCAACAGAGACAAAUACGGACUUGUCAUCCCCUCCCUUGAGUCAUAAGUACAGCUCAAGGUCACCCAACUCGCCCACGCUAUACUAUCCAAUGUCUAUGCCGAACUCUCCGGAUAGCCCUACUUUCCAACAUACAUCUCCUGCUGCUAUUCAUCAUCCCCAUCCCCAAUAUCACAACCAUCAUCAGCAACAGAAGCAGCGCCGUUAUAUGCCAUAUCAUAUCGAUCAACAUCAUCAAAGCAGACAUCAUUCUUACCAGCAACGUGACACUAAUUGUGCGGCCUCUCAUUACCCUGUCAACUUACAUAGCAACAGUAAUCAGUACGGCCAUUAUCGCACGACCCGAUCAUCAUCCAUAUCAUCUGCCACAUCUGCCACAGCGCCUCCAUUGACUUUGAAGGAGCGAAGACAGCGCAACAAGGCUGCUUCUGCUAAAUAUAGGGCAAAGAAGAACCAACAGCAUGGUGAAAUGCGGAUGAUCAUCUCUUCCUUGACAAAAGAAAAUGAUCUCUUACAAAGACAACUAGAUCAUGUACGAAGAGAUAACGAUAAACUGAAAGCUACAUGUGACACACUUCGUGGCAAGAUGAUGGCUGAAAAAAUGCUUAAAAAGCUGUUGCACAGUGAGCAUCCACAAGCAGAUGAUUUGCAAGGAUUUGUUGAUGAUGAAGGCGAUGAUGAAGAUGCCAUGGAUGGCCUUGAUGAAGACUACGAUAACAUUGACAAUGGACAGCACUAUCACGAAUCAGCCAAGCAUGCGCAUCAAUAUAAUGGCGACAGUGAUGGCUCUUAUUCUUCUGCCAACAAUCAACCACAACCUCAGUCAAAUUCAACAUUCUUCGCGAACACUCACAACAAUAGGUUUGAAGAAGAUAUUGAUUUCGAAGACGAAGAAGACGACGACGACGAUGACUUUAGUGAUGAGAAUCAACCAAAUUACAGUCAUCGUGGUUGCACUCGAUCUUGA
Mucor velutinosus is the source of this 1098-nucleotide messenger RNA. RefSeq lists its product as uncharacterized. The record is from RefSeq and is a predicted model, not a curated record. Gene Ontology annotation, biological process: regulation of DNA-templated transcription. The transcript has a single exon. Lineage: Eukaryota; Fungi; Mucoromycota; Mucoromycetes; Mucorales; Mucoraceae. Gene Ontology annotation, molecular function: DNA-binding transcription factor activity. Bases 1 to 1098 code for a protein of 365 amino acids.